This is a messenger RNA of Manihot esculenta (cassava), 728 nucleotides long. RefSeq names its product structural maintenance of chromosomes protein 1. NCBI's taxonomy places the organism in Eukaryota, Viridiplantae, Streptophyta, Magnoliopsida, Malpighiales, Euphorbiaceae. Gene Ontology annotation, biological process: sister chromatid cohesion. Bases 57 to 707 code for a protein of 216 amino acids. Gene Ontology annotation, molecular function: DNA binding. Gene Ontology annotation, cellular component: cohesin complex; nucleus. The transcript has 3 exons. The record is from RefSeq and is a predicted model, not a curated record.
AGAUAACUUUUCCUUCUAUAGAGUUGAAAUCCAAGUCAGAGGAGUGAGAGAAGGAGAUGCUUGAAUGGAAGAAGCAAGCUUCUGCAGCUGCAACAAGCAUAUCAAAACUUAACCGUCAAAUAAACUCUAAGGAGGGACAGAUUGAGCAACUAUUGUCUCGGAAGCAGGAUAUUGUGGAGAAGUGUGAAUUAGAACACAUAAGCCUUCCUACUAUUUCAGACCCAAUGGAAAUUGGCUCUGAGAUCCCUGGCCCAUAUUUUGAUUUUAGUGAGCUGAAUAGAUCUCUUACUCAGGACAGGAGACCUUCUGACCGAGAAAAAAUCGAGGCAGAUUUUAAGCAAAAAAUGGAUGCUAUAAUGUCAGAAAUUGAAAAAACAGCGCCAAAUUUGAAGGCUCUGGAUCAGUAUGAGGCUUUGCUAGAGAAGGAAAGAGCAGCGACCGAAGAAUUUGAAGCAGCCAGAAAGGAGGAGAAGCAAGUAGCUGAUGCUUACAAUUCAGUUAAGCAGAGAAGAUACGAGUUGUUUAUGGAAGCUUUUAACCACAUAUCAAAUAACAUUGACAAGAUAUAUAAACAACUGACAAAGAGUAACACGCAUCCACUUGGUGGUACGGCAUAUCUGAACUUAGAAAAUGAGGAUGACCCCUUCUUACAUGGCAUCAAAUACACUGCUAUGCCCCCAACAAAGCGUUUCCGUGAUAUGGAAUAGUUGUCUGGUGGGGAGAAGACU